Molecule: messenger RNA, 2839 nt
Organism: Mustela erminea (ermine)
Lineage: Eukaryota; Metazoa; Chordata; Mammalia; Carnivora; Mustelidae
Product: cyclin-dependent kinase 11B
Exons: 20
Coding region: 149-2824 (891 amino acids)
Biological process (GO): regulation of mitotic cell cycle; protein phosphorylation
Cellular component (GO): nucleus
Molecular function (GO): cyclin-dependent protein serine/threonine kinase activity; ATP binding
Source: RefSeq, a predicted model, not a curated record
CCCGUGUGUCAUCAGCCGGCGCCGACGCAGGAAGUGGCGACGCUACUGGCGCGCGCCGGGCGCUGUUUCUCCUCAGGCUCCGGGACCGGUGGCGGCGGUGGCGGCGGUGGCGGCGGCAGCAGCAGCGGUGCAGGGCGCCCUCACGCCAAUGGGGGAUGAGAAGGACUCCUGGAAGGUGAAGACGUUGGAUGAGAUCCUGCAGGAGAAGAAGCGGCGGAAGGAGCAGGAGGAGAAGGCGGAGAUCAAACGCCUGAAAAACUCCGAUGACCGCGAUUCCAAGCGCGAUUCCCUCGAGGAAGGGGAGCUGAGGGACCACCGCAUGGAGAUUACGAUCCGGAACUCCCCGUACAGACGAGAGGACUCCAUGGAAGACAGAGGCGAGGAGGAUGACUCUUUGGCUAUCAAACCUCCGCAGCAAGUGUCUCGGAAAGAAAAGGCUCAUCACAGGAAAGAUGAAAAGAGGAAAGAGAAACGUAGGCAUCGUAGCCAUUCAGCAGAAGGGGGGAAGCAUGCCAGAGCAAAGGAAAAGGAGCGAGAGCACGAGCGCCGGAAACGGCACCGAGAGGAACAGGACAAGGCUCGUCGGGAGUGGGAGAGGCAGAAGAGGAGGGAGAUGGCCCGGGAGCACUCCAGAAGGGAGAGGGACCGCCUGGAGCAGCUGGAGAGGAAGCGGGAGCGAGAGCGGAAGAUGCGGGAGCAGCAGAAGGAGCAGCGGGAGCAGAAGGAGCGCGAGCGGCGGGCCGAGGAGCGGCGCAAGGAGCGCGAGGCCCGCAGGGAAGUGUCCGCACAUCACCGCGCGAUGAGGGAGGACUACGGCGACAAGGUGAAAGCCGGCCACUGGAGCCGCAGCCCGCUGCGGCCGCCCCGAGAGAGGUUCGAGCUGACCGACGGCCGGAAGCCAGUGAAAGAAGAGAAGGCGGAGGAGCGAGACCUGCUGUCCGACCUGCAGGACGUCAGCGACAGCGAGAGGAAAACCAGCUCUGCCGAGUCCUCGUCAGCGGAGUCGGGCUCGGGUUCGGAGGAGGAGGAGGAGGAGGAGGAGGAAGAGGAGGAGGAGGAGGAGGAGGAGGGCAGCAGCAGCGAAGAGUCGGAGGAGGAGGAGGAGGAGGAGGAGGAGGAGACGGGCAGCAACUCCGAGGACGCGUCGGGACAGUCGGCCGAGGACGUGAGUGAGGACGAGAUGAGCGGGGACGGCGAGCGCAGCGAGAACCACGUCCUGGUCGUUCCAGAGUCCCGAUUUGACCGAGACUCCGGAGAAAGUGAGGAAGGGGAGGAAGAAGCCGGCGAGGGCACGCCGCAGAGCAGCGCCCUGACCGAAGGCGACUUUGUGCCCGACUCUCCCGCCUUGUCACCCAUUGAACUCAAACAGGAGCUGCCCAAGUACCUCCCUGCCCUGCAGGGUUGUCGCAGCGUAGAGGAGUUCCAGUGCCUGAACAGGAUCGAGGAAGGCACUUACGGGGUGGUGUACAGAGCAAAGGACAAGAAAACAGAUGAAAUUGUGGCUUUGAAGCGGCUGAAGAUGGAGAAGGAGAAAGAGGGCUUUCCGAUCACCUCUCUGAGGGAGAUCAACACCAUCCUGAAGGCGCAGCACCCCAACAUCGUCACGGUCCGGGAAAUCGUUGUGGGCAGCAACAUGGACAAGAUCUACAUCGUGAUGAACUACGUGGAACACGACCUCAAGAGUCUGAUGGAGACCAUGAAGCAGCCUUUCUUGCCAGGGGAGGUGAAGACCCUGAUGAUCCAGCUGCUGCGCGGCGUGAAGCACCUGCACGAUAACUGGAUCCUGCACCGGGACCUCAAGACCUCCAACCUGUUGCUCAGCCACGCAGGCAUCCUCAAGGUCGGGGACUUCGGGCUGGCAAGGGAAUAUGGGUCCCCUCUGAAGGCCUACACCCCUGUCGUGGUGACCCUGUGGUACCGUGCCCCGGAGCUGCUGCUUGGCGCCAAGGAGUACUCCACGGCUGUGGACAUGUGGUCGGUGGGCUGCAUCUUUGGGGAGCUGCUGACCCAGAAGCCACUUUUCCCUGGGAAGUCGGAAAUCGAUCAGAUCAACAAAGUGUUUAAGGACCUGGGUACCCCCAGUGAGAAGAUCUGGCCCGGCUACAAUGACCUCCCCGCAGUCAAGAAGAUGACCUUCACCGAGUAUCCCUACAACAACCUCCGCAAACGCUUUGGGGCGCUGCUGUCAGACCAGGGCUUUGACCUCAUGAACAAGUUCCUAACCUACUUCCCCGGGCGGAGAGUCAGUGCAGAGGACGGCCUCAAGCAUGAGUAUUUCCGAGAGACCCCUCUCCCCAUCGACCCCUCGAUGUUCCCCACGUGGCCCGCCAAGAGGCGACGACGACCUGAAGGAGACCGGCUUCCACCUCACGACCACCAGCCAGGGGGCCUCAGCCGCGGGCCCCGGCUUCAGCCUCAAGUUCUGAGGUCUGGCGCGGAGGCCACUCCAGCCCCGUGGGGGCCUCCCAGCAAGACGUGGCCGGGACCAGGGCGGGUGCCGGAGGCAGCACACGGGUCCAGACCCAGGCCCUGCUCUGCCUGGACGCAGCUGCCGCAGGCUGGCGCGGCCGCGGGGCUCCGCCUCGAGUCGCAGGCCGCCCGCCUCGUUUGCUUUUUCACGUUGUAUUUCAUCUCGGCUUGUAAAUUUGUAGAAUUAAACCACAUUUUCCUUGCUGGGGAAGGGAAGGCUGUAUUUUUUCGAAUGUGUCAGACUUGCCGUGCGGGGAGUGGAGGGGGCGACCAUCAGAGGCCAGUGCGGACGGCACACCCUCGACACACAGCGUCCCGCGCUCGCCGCCGGCGGACUGGCCUUGGUGUGGAGUGAGAUCGGGGCAGGACU